This is a messenger RNA of Ambispora gerdemannii, 1047 nucleotides long. Lineage: Eukaryota; Fungi; Glomeromycota; Glomeromycetes; Archaeosporales; Ambisporaceae. The record is from the annotation of a GenBank genome assembly.
AUGAAGGCUCUCAUCCUUGUGGGUGGUUUUGGUACGCGUCUUCGUCCACUUACACUUACACUCCCGAAACCUUUAGUGGAGUUUUGUAAUAAACCCAUGAUACAGCAUCAAAUUGAAGGUCUUGUAAAGGCAGGAGUCACUGAUAUUGUUUUAGCAGUGAAUUAUCGACCAGAAAUCAUGGAACAAAUUUUAAAAAAAUACGAAGAACAGUAUAACAUAACAAUUACAUUUUCUGUCGAGACUGAGCCAUUGGGUACUGCUGGCCCUCUUGCAUUGGCUCGAGAGAUUUUGGGAAAAGGUCGUUCGCCAUUUUUCGUGCUUAAUAGUGAUAUUAUUUGCGAAUAUCCAUUCGAUCACUUGAGAGAUUUUCAUGCCGCGCAUGGAAAAGAAGGCACAAUUGUUGUUACUAAGGUGGAAGAACCAUCAAAAUACGGUGUAAUUGUUAAUCACUCGGGCACCACAUGUAUCGAACGUUUUGUUGAGAAACCUGCAGAGUUUGUAAGCAAUAAAAUUAAUGCUGGUAUUUACAUAUUUAAUCCGGAAAUAUUGGAGCGCAUCGAGUUAAAACCGACGUCAAUCGAAAAGGAAAUAUUCCCGCUAAUGGCACACGACAAACACCUACACGCCUUCGAACUUGACGGUUAUUGGAUGGACGUUGGCCAACCAAAAGACUUUUUGACCGGUACCUGUAUGUAUCUAGCAAACCUCGCAAAGAAAAAACCACAACUACUCGUCAAUCCCGAGUGUGAAUUCGUGUACGGCGGGAACGUGUUGGUCGAUCCGACGGCGAAAAUUGGCAAAGAUUGUCGAAUUGGGCCGAAUGUCACGAUUGGGCCGAAUGUAGUGGUUGGGGAUGGGGUGCGGUUGCAACGGUGUGUUAUAUUAGAGGGGGCACGAAUUAAGGAUUUUGCGUGGACACGUCUUGAAGGUGUAUCAGUCUUGGGCGACGAUGUGUCAGUAAACGACGAAAUCUAUGUGAACGGCGGAUGUGUACUACCUCACAAAUGUAUCGCCAAUAAUAUCACGGAGCCGCAAAUUAUCAUGUAG